AAAUUCAUUUGUAACAAACAAAGUAUUUUAUUGUUUGGCAUUACUGCAUGCCACCCCAAUAAUUUGUAAUCCAAUUGCAAAAUCUUCCUCAUAGAUUUUCCUGUUUACUAUAUUGUAAUGUAAUGUCUACCAGGAACUUGAUUCAGUAUUAUUUUAUUACGCUUAGGAUAUUUUACUAGUGAGAGCCAUGGUUGCCCAGUUGGAAGAAAACAUAUCUCUCUUUGUUAGGUCACAGGUUCAAGUCCAGCAUGAUUAAAUGAUUAUCAAAAUUGUCUUGUCAAAUCAUCAAAAUAGGUAAAUGGAUCUUGUGAAAUUGGAAUAUAAGUAAGUCACAUAGUCAGUGUUGUCAUAUAGGUCAGCUGGAAGAAAUCUCUUUGUUUAGAUAUAAGCUUACCUGUACUAUCUGUUUUCUUUGUUUGUACCUUGUGUCUGUUUUAUUGUGUACAAAUAAAUAAACAAGUAAGAUGAUGAUGAAGAUGUUUUUAACUAUUAUAUAAAAGUUGGUACAUAUAAUGUUAUAUAAGUCAGUUAAUAUUCUUUUUGAAGUAAAAUUCAUUUGAACUCUUCUAAAAUAUAGGUUAGUGGGCUCUGUGUUCCGCAUUUAGACUCUAAGAUGGCCCAUUAUGCAUGUCUAAAAUAUAGGUAAUUCGUCUGAAAAUAUCAUAUAGGUACUUUUUCUCAUCGUUAAUACUGCACACUAUGUGGUUCAUGUAUUGUUGCUAAUUACUGCUAACUACUUCACAUACAAAAUGUGGUUUAGCAGUAGUGUUAUCAUCAUUAUGGUAGUGACUAGUGGGGCUUGAGGUACAGCAUUUGUGCACAAGUUUAAUUUAAUUUUCCUGGUAAAAUAUGACUGAUAAUGAGCAAGUGAAAGCGGCGGCGGCUGCAGCGGCGGCGUCGGAGUGCGAGACAGAGGGCGAGCUGUCUCCACUGCCGGUACCGGGUGGGCAGCCGCCGCGCCGCCGCGGAGCCAUCAGCGCCGAGCCCGUAACCGAGGAGGAUGCUACUAGUUAUGUUAAAAAGGUCGUGCCAAAAGACUACAAAACGAUGGGUGCUCUGUCGCGCGCCAUCGCGUCGAACGUGCUGUUCACACACCUGGACGAGUCGGAGCGCGCAGACAUGUUCGACGCCAUGUUCCCGGUGCAGUGCCUUCCAGGAGAGACCGUCAUACGCCAGGGCGACGAGGGCGACAACUUCUACAUUGUAGACUCCGGAGAAGUUGAGGUGUUAGUAAACGGCGAGCCAGUGACGACCAUCAGCGAGGGCGGCAGCUUCGGCGAGCUGGCGCUGAUCUACGGCACGCCGCGCGCCGCCACCGUGCGCGCGCGGACCACGCUCAAGCUGUGGGGGCUGGACCGCGACUCCUACCGCCGCAUACUCAUGGGCUCCACUAUAAGGAAGCGACGCAUGUACGACGAGUUUCUGUCGAGAGUUUCUAUACUAGAAAGCUUAGAGAAAUGGGAGCGACUAACUGUAGCGGAUGCUUUAGAACCUGUGUCGUUCACUGACGGAGAAACCAUCGUGCGCCAGGGUGAGCCCGGCAACGACUUCUAUAUCAUAGUCGAAGGCACGGCGGUGGUGUUGCAGCAGCGCGGGGGCGCGGCGGAGGGCGCGGCCGUGGAGGUGGGGCGGCUGGGCCCCAGCGACUACUUCGGCGAGAUCGCGCUGCUGCUGGACCGGCCGCGCGCCGCCACCGUGCGCGCUGCCGGCCCGCUCAAGUGUGUCAAGCUGGACCGCGCCAGGUUUGAGAGAGUUCUGGGUCUGUGUGCCGACAUUCUGAAGCGCAACAUAGCACAGUACAACAGUUUCGUAUCACUUUCCGUCUAACAACUGUGUUCGAGUCUACAAGAGGAUGCCUAUGGCAUAGCAAGACUUUAGACUGAUAACAAUUUUAUAAAAUCGAUUCAGAUAGCCAUUGAGCUGCCAGUAAUGUAAUAAUAAUAAUAAUAGUCGCAUGACAGCUCGUCUUUUUACUUUCAUAUCAAAUAUACUAAUUCAAUAUGGGACCCUCUUGAAUGUGCGUCCACAAAUACUCAUAAAAGAAUUAAGCAUUUUCAACACGAUUUUUUAACAGUUUCUUCCAAUGCCUUUAUAUGUCGCUGUGAGCCAGUACGGGCGUAUACAGGCAUAUUGUCGCCCGGUGCAUACUAUGAAAGUUACUGUCAACAUUUCGUAUGAGUGCGGUGGACGCCCCUUAACACUCAGACUACUAAAGCGGCCAGUUGUUAAGGACAGAAGUUUUGUAAGUGUGGAGUAUUUAAUUAAUUUAUAUUAAUUGUUAUGUAAAACAUAAUACUUAAACUAAGCAGAUGUAGUUAAUUUUAUUUAAACAAAUAACAGUGUGCAAUUUAUUAAUUUCUGUGAAGUGUGGUGUAGCCAAAUCCAAUAAAGAUGGAAAAAAUAAUGGAUAUAACUAAUGUAUUAUUAAAUGUAGUGUUCAAACUGCUAGAAUAUUAUUUAUGUUCAUACUUACUAUAAGUCAAUUAUUGUGAAAAUUAAUAAGUGUUGCUUUCUUCUGUAUUUUAUGGAAAUUUAUUAAAAAAUAAAACUGU
Pectinophora gossypiella (pink bollworm) is the source of this 2552-nucleotide messenger RNA. RefSeq names its product cAMP-dependent protein kinase type I regulatory subunit (gene Pka-R1). The coding region runs from base 850 to 1827 and encodes 325 amino acids. NCBI's taxonomy places the organism in Eukaryota, Metazoa, Arthropoda, Insecta, Lepidoptera, Gelechiidae. Gene Ontology annotation, biological process: regulation of protein phosphorylation. Gene Ontology annotation, cellular component: cAMP-dependent protein kinase complex. The transcript is spliced from 7 exons. Gene Ontology annotation, molecular function: cAMP-dependent protein kinase regulator activity. The record is from RefSeq and is a predicted model, not a curated record.